Molecule: messenger RNA, 879 nt
Organism: Erythranthe guttata (spotted monkey flower)
Lineage: Eukaryota; Viridiplantae; Streptophyta; Magnoliopsida; Lamiales; Phrymaceae
Molecular function (GO): calcium ion binding
Source: RefSeq, a predicted model, not a curated record
AAAGAGUACAGGGUAAGCAGUCAGUCGAUUGUCGAUUGUCGAUUGUCGAUUGACAUUUACUUGGCGGUGGGUGGCCGGACUGUGUGUUGUGUAUUUGGGAGAGAUAAGGAGCAAUGGAGAACCCCGCUAUUCUGACUGAGUGGUUCGAUCGAGUUGACUCCAACAAAACCGGAAACAUAACCGCAACUCAGCUCAAGAGUGCUUUUGCCGUCGGAAACCUGAAUUUCCCUGUAUCCGUUGUUCAGCAAAUGAUCAGGAUGUAUGAUUUCGACAAAAACGGAACUAUGAGCUUUGAAGAAUUUGUUGAGCUCAAUAAGUUUCUCCUCAAGGUUCAACAGGCAUUUUCGGGCUUCGAGAGGGGAUGUGGAUUUCUUGCUCCAGAUGAAGCAUACAAGGCAUUGGCGAAAAUUGGGUUCUCUCUCGACUCACCCGCUUUUUAUAGUGCUUGUGAGAGUUUUGAUCAAUCAAGGAGUGGAAAACUCAGACUUGACGAUUUCAUCUCUCUUUGUAUAUUUGUACAGUCGUCGAGGAACCUGUUCAAUUCAUUUGAUACAAGCAAGCAAGGAAGGGUGACUCUUGACUUCAACCAAUUUAUAUAUUGCACUUCAAAUUGCAGAAUAUGAUGGGAGGGAGCAGUGUGUUGUUGUUGAGCAUGGUCAUCCGUCGGGGUGUUGACGAAUUACCGUUAUGGCAAUGUUUGUUGUAUCAUAUUGACAGCGACUCUCGCCUUUGUUUAUAAUAUGUUGAGAUUAUUUUUGGUUUAUUUGUAGAAUGAAUAAUAAAAGAUAAAUUGUAUAGUGGUGAUUGAUGUUCUCAUAAGCCCCACAAUCAAUAUAAAUGCUCGUGUGCAGUGUUGGAUCCGAUAAUUUGUGGAGCAUA